Messenger RNA from Closterium sp. NIES-67, 2253 nucleotides. Lineage: Eukaryota; Viridiplantae; Streptophyta; Zygnematophyceae; Desmidiales; Closteriaceae. The record is from the annotation of a GenBank genome assembly.
GCGAUACUAGUGCAGUACCAUAGUAGAAUUGACUGCGCCGCGGAGCACAGCACUGAUAACGGCAGAGUCACCGAGGAACGCGGCGUUCGCACUCGACGACGAGCGAAGUAGCUUCGACCGUACGUUGUUCAAUUAUCUGGACGAUAAGCAGUCGCACAUCUUCAGCUCGCAUGACUCCCCACACUAGAUGCCUUCCAGGUCGCUUGAGCGUCGCUCUGCGAUCCGUGUCGCCGUCGCCAGUCGAGUUUCACGUCGCAGCAGUCGCACCCGUCGCUCCAUCGCGUCGCCAGCCUCACCACCGCAGCCGCGUCCUGAUCACCACGUCAGCCAGGUCGAAACUUCCCGCGGGUCUCUGGUCAUCCUGGCUUACCAUUGGCCAUGGCUCAUCUUACCAUGGCUCCUCCCCCUUUCGAGUCGAGACAAAAGCAAGGUUCUCCCUUCCACGACCUCGAUUCACCUCCCUUCCGCCAUUGCCACCCAGAUCGACGUUACGCUUCGGACCCCGUUGUAGUCACACCAGCAACCCCACCACGGCUCCGUCAUCUUCAACCAAUCUGGAGCAGCCACGUGUCCAUGACACCAUUCGCACGUGUCCAGAUCACGGUCCUGCCACUGCCUCCUCCCCUCCUCUCUCCGCCUACAUUCACAUCCCCUUCUGUCGCCGCCGCUGCCAUUACUGCGACUUCCCUAUAGUCACAGUGGGCGCCAGGGACCCGUCCGUGCAUGAACGGCUGAGAUCUAAGAUGGAGAGCUACGUGGAGCAGGUGAUCCGGGAGAUUAAAGCCAGUGCUAAAAGUGUUUCAGCCAUACAUAGUGGGGCUGGGCUUAGUAGUGGAAAUGCAGUGGAGGGUGAGGUUACAAAGAGGUUGAGGGAUCCGGGUACUCUAUCUUCCCUCCUCCCUCCUCCCCACCCUCCCCACCCUCCUCCUCACCCCCCUCCUCACUCUCCUCCUCCCUCUCCUCCUCCCUCUCCUCCUCCCUCUCCUCUUCGCACAAUCCACUUCGGAGGGGGUACCCCGUCCCUCCUCCCGCCGGACCUCCUCUCCAGGCUCGUCGGCACCCUCCGCCGAACCUACGGCCUAGCUCCGGACGCAGAGAUCUGCAUGGAGGCCGACCCUGGCACGUUCGACGAGGCUCGGCUCCGAGCCUGGGUGGAAGGCUCGGGAGUGACGAGGCUGAGUGUCGGUUGCCAGGCGUUCGAUGAGAAGCUACUGACGGCGUGUGGGAGAUCACACUCCCUAGCUGAUGUGUACGAUGCUGUUGACGCGGUGAAGCGAGUGGGGCUGGAGAAUUGGAGCUUGGACCUCAUCUCAGGCCUGCCAGGCCAGACCCUCAACAGCUGGCACCACUCCCUCUCUGAAGCAAUCCGCCUAGGCCCCAGCCACGUGUCAGUCUACGAUUUGCAGGUGGAAAAGGGCACGGCAUUCGGCCGCUGGUACUCCCCAGGCCGCUCCCCCCUUCCCCCAGACGACCUUUCCGCUGACAUGUACAGGGAAGCUUCCAGGCAGCUUCGUGCGGCAGGAUACGCCCACUAUGAGGUCAGCAAUUACGCCAAACCUGGCUUCGAGUCUCGGCACAACCGAGCCUAUUGGACCAAUGUACCGUAUCUGGGGUUCGGGCUCGGCGCAGCCAGCUACGUGGCUCGGAAAAGGUUCGUUCGGCCCCGAACCUGGGAUGAGUAUGGGGAGUGGGUCGGCAAAUACGAAGCUAGUGUGGGGGUGAUUGAUUGGCCCGAGGAUUCGAGGGAAGAGGAGCUGCUAGAUACGGUCAUGCUGGGGCUCAGGCUCAGGGAAGGCUUGGGAAUGCCAGAGCUGGCGAGUAGGUUCGGCAACGAGGCUGCCGUGGUGGUGGGGAGAGAGCUGCUGAAAUUUGUCGAAGCAGGAUUGGUGGAAGUGGUGAAAGUGGUGCAAGGGUUGCAAGGGGUAGAGUGGGGGGAUGGAAGUAAGGAGGUUAUGGGAGGAGAGUAUGUGAGAGGAUUAGAGCAGCAGUUAGAUGUGAUUAUUGCACAUGGGAAAGAGAGGGUACCACCGGUUCAGGGUGCAGGGAAUGGCGGUGAGGGAGUGAGGGUGAUAGGAGGUGCUUGUGCAGGUGGGGGAAGCAAGGGUGGUGGUGGUGGACACGUGAGCUGGGAAUUGGAUGGCCUCAGGAUUCGACUCACUGAUCCGGAAGGGUUUCUAGUGUCUAAUGAUGUGAUUUCAAGUGUAUUCGAGGCGAUUGGGUGAUAAUCAAGUUGAAUCCCGCACAUGCAUUGGA